AUGACUGACGCCGGGUUUUUAAAGGGACAGUCUGACAAUUUACCUUUAGUGGAUAUGUUUAUGGUGGCGACUUACAUCAAAAACAGCGAAAGUUUUUCUCUUGCUGAAGUUCGAGGUGUUAAAACUAACAGAUCCGCUAGGCCUUCUUAUGGUGACUCUGCUGUUGGAUGGGUGCAAGUUCGAAGGGAUAAAAAUGUGUGCACAGUUAAAGCUAAAAUGACACCUGAACACAAUGUGAGGAAAACACAAUAUGCUGUAACUUGCAAUAUUGAUGAGGAAUGUGAAAAGGUGUUAAAUAUUCAGUGCCAUGACUGUGCUGCCUCUUCAGGUGGGUGUAAGCAUUCCAUAGCACUCUUGAUGUGGCUUCACAGAAGGAGUGAAGAACCUUCUCCAACUGAAGUUGGUUGUUACUGGGCAAAGAGUAAACUUUCCAAAGUUGGAACUUCGGUUAAAUACCUAACUUUGAAGGAUUUUGGAGCACAAGAAGAACUGAGCUCAGAUGAAGAAAGCUCACUCUUUUUACAGGAAGUUGUGAACCAAGGACUAGAACAUAAUGUUGAGAGUCAGCUAUUGAAACACUUCAAGCCUAACAGAAUUUUGCAACAUCUUGGACUACAUCAAUUGAUGUUAAAUUUUGUUAGCAGAAAUGAUUUUUCGGAAAUGGCACUGCAUUUUUCAGAAUUUCUAGAACUUUGUUAUCAGGAAAUGGAUCCCCAACUAUGUUCUGAAGCUGCAGCAAUAACGAUUGAACAGUCUAAUUCCGGUUUAUGGUUUGAUCUGCGAUAUGCAAGAAUAACUGCAUCAAAGAUUUAUGAUGCAGCACACUGCAAAAAAUCAGAUGGUUCCCUGGUUAACCAAAUACUUGGUGUAACCAAACUUCUUGCUACAGAAGCCAUGUCUCGAGGAAAAAGGCUUGAGGAUGCUGUAAUUAAAGCUAUAGAAAAAAAAUUAAAGAUGAAACUCAGUCAUAUUGGGUUACAAUUAAAUCACAGGCAUCCAAUAUUUGGGGCUUCUCCAGAUGCUAUAUCUGAAGAAUUUGUAGUUGAAAUAAAAUGUCCUCAAUCUGAGAAAACUAUUUGUAACUAUUUAACAAAAAAUAUGGAAAUUACAGCAAAAUACAAAGCUCAAGUGCAGCUACAGAUGUUUCUAUGUAAGAAACAAAAAGCAUUAUUUUGUGUUGCAGAUCCUAAUUUUGAGGAAAAUUUAAAAUUUUUUGAUAUAUGGGUACAAUAUGAUGAAGAAUACAUAAAGAUGUUAAUGGAUGCUGCAGAAAACUUCUGGCAACAUAAUAUAUUUACACAUUUAUGUAACUCAUUCAAAAAAUGA
Diabrotica virgifera virgifera (western corn rootworm) is the source of this 1326-nucleotide messenger RNA. RefSeq lists its product as uncharacterized. The record is from RefSeq and is a predicted model, not a curated record. The coding region runs from base 1 to 1326 and encodes 441 amino acids. NCBI's taxonomy places the organism in Eukaryota, Metazoa, Arthropoda, Insecta, Coleoptera, Chrysomelidae. The transcript is spliced from 3 exons.